AUGGCAAAGCAGAAGAAAACACCCAGUGCGAAGGCAGACGGUGAACAGCUAGUUGUAGACUAUCUACGAAAGCAGAAUCGUCCCUAUAGUGCUACUGACAUUGUCAACAAUUUACAUGGAGCGAUAACGAAAACCGUAGCUCAGAAAGCGCUAAAUGCUCUCGCAGAAAAAGGUGAAGUGACGCAUAAGCCAUAUGGGAAGCAAUCGGUUUACGUUAUAAACCAGAAUCAAUUCGAAUUACCAUCAUCUGAUGACUUGGCCUCGAUGGAUGUGAAAAUAGAUACAUUGAAAACAGAGAUUAUGGAGUACACGGAGAAAAAUAAACAACUUCAAUCAGUGCUGAAUGGAUUAAAUAAUUCUCUGACAAACGAGCAAAUUAAAGAAAGAUUGAAGACUUUGGAAGAUGAGAAUAAAAGAAAUGAGGAACGAUUGAAUAUUUUGAGGUCAGGCACAAAGCAAGUGUCAAGUGAUGACAAAAAGAGAAUAGAUGCUUCUUAUGAAAUGAAUCGAAAGUUCUGGAAACAGCGAAAGAAACUGUUUGACGAUAUCUUCAAAACACUUAUGGAAUACAUUCCACAGAAACCACAAGAAUUUAUUGAGGAAAUUGGAAUCGAAGAAGAUCCGAUAGAUAUAAAUGAAGACCCGUUGGCUAACAUAUAG
Paraglomus occultum is the source of this 660-nucleotide messenger RNA. The record is from the annotation of a GenBank genome assembly. NCBI's taxonomy places the organism in Eukaryota, Fungi, Glomeromycota, Glomeromycetes, Paraglomerales, Paraglomeraceae.